This is a messenger RNA of Phacochoerus africanus (Common warthog), 3564 nucleotides long. It is a transcript of the gene SH2D3C, whose product is annotated as SH2 domain containing 3C. The record is from RefSeq and is a predicted model, not a curated record. Lineage: Eukaryota; Metazoa; Chordata; Mammalia; Artiodactyla; Suidae. Gene Ontology annotation, biological process: positive regulation of peptidyl-serine phosphorylation; small GTPase-mediated signal transduction. The transcript has 10 exons. The coding region runs from base 1017 to 3125 and encodes 702 amino acids. Gene Ontology annotation, molecular function: phosphotyrosine residue binding; guanyl-nucleotide exchange factor activity.
AGAAAAGAAAAGAAUCAAACAGAGGCCCAGAGAGUUGGAUUCCUCUCCCUAAGGUCACAUAGCCUGUCAAAAGGAUUUGAGCCUCAGGCCUGACUGAUGCAGUCAGUGAUGACUUCAUUUGCCUUGAUGAGCCAAUGAUUCUAGGACCAAAAGUCCAGAUUCUAAGACAUGAAGCUUGAAAACAAUAGCAGGCAUUUAUUGAGCACUUACUUUAUGCCUGGCAACUUUAGUGCCUCAGCUCAGCCGAUGCUCAAAAGAGUUCCGUUGAGAUCAGCACAGGUAUGUUUUCCAGAGUAGUGAAUCUGGACUCCCAGAGAAGGGGCUGGUUGCGGGGAGGCUUUGAAUCCAGGUUGAUUCUCAAACCGUUGGGCCUUAUGGAGUCUCUUGUCCCCACCCCCACCCGCACUCCCGGAGUGUGUCAGCGAACAUCCCAAAAUUCUCAGCAGAGUCCCCGAUUCCAAAUCAGAGAUGAGAAAUCCUGGGCUCUGGGAGAUUUCCUAAGGCCACAAAGGAUUUGGUCAAACGCAUAAAGGGAUUUUUUCCAGCUUUAGCUAUGAUUUAAUUCAAAGUCUCUGCCCCCUCCGGGUCAGUGAGGGGUAAGGCAAGUGGGGGAGGCAGGACACCCCCUCCCUCGCCGGCCCCAGGGGGUCCCACUCCAUCCCUCUGCGCCCUCCACCCCAUGACGUCCGCCUUGGCAGGUCCUCCACUCCGCAUCCCAGCGCGCCCCAGCAGCCUGGAGUCCGGGGAUGCAGAGCUGGGAUGCUGAAGCGCUGGGGGCGAGGGGCGGGGAGCCGGGGGCGGGCGGAGGGAGGAACAAUGGCCCCCUCCCCUCCUGGGGCCGGCUGGAGGGUGGGGUCUCCCCGCCCCGCCUCCCUGCUCCUCCCCCGACAAGACGAUGAGGUAAUCGCGCCGCCGAGAGGCACGCGCAGCCGGUGCCCAGCCCGGUCGGUCCCGCGCCCCUGCCCCGCCGGCCGCCGCCCCCCGCACCGUCCCGGCCCCGGCCGACCGGCCCCACCAUGACCGAGCGGUGCAGCCUGUGGAGCGCCCUGUCGGCCGCCGCCUGCUGCUUCUACCGCGGCUCCUUCGUGCAGGUGCAGUUCUCCAAGGAGAAGUACAUCCUGGACUCCUCGCCUGAGAAAUUGCACAAGGAGCUGGAGGAAGAGCUCAAACUCAGCAGCACGGAUCUCCGCAGCCAUGCCUGGUACCAUGGCCGCAUCCCCCGGGAGGUCUCAGAGACCCUGGUGCAGCGCAACGGUGACUUCCUCAUCCGGGACUCGCUUACCAGCCUGGGCGACUACGUGCUCACGUGCCGCUGGCGCAACCAGGCCUUGCACUUCAAGAUCAACAAGGUGGUGGUGAAGGCGGGCGAGAGCUACACCCACAUCCAGUACCUGUUUGAGCAGGAGAGCUUUGACCACGUGCCCGCCCUUGUGAGGUACCAUGUGGGCAGCCGCAAGGCUGUGUCCGAGCAGAGCGGCGCCAUCAUUUACUGCCCGGUCAACCGCACCUUCCCGCUGCGCUACCUGGAGGCCUGCUACGGCCUGGGCCAGGGCGGUGGCAAGGCUGCCAGCCCCGCCAGCCCCUCGGGCCCCAAGGGCAGUCACAUGAAGCGGCGCAGCGUCACCAUGACCGACGGGCUCACUGCCGACAAGGUCACCCGCAGUGACGGCUGCCCCAACAGCACAUCACUGCCCCACCCUCGGGAAUCCAUCCGCAACUGUGCACUCAGCAUGGACCAGAUCCCAGACCUGCACUCGCCCAUGUCCCCCAUCUCCGAGAGCCCCAGCUCCCCCGCCUACAGUACUGUGACCCGUGUCCAGGCCGCCCCUGCUGCCCCCUCAGCCACAGCUCUGCCUGCCUCCCCUGUCACCCGCCGCUCCAGCGAACCCCAGCUGUGUCCCGGAAGUGCCCCAAAGCCCCUUGGCGAGUCGGACAAGGUCCCUUACUCCAGCCCCUCCCACACUCUCUGCAAGGCCUCCCCGUCACCGUCGCUCAGCAGCUACAGCGACCCGGACUCUGGCCAUUACUGCCAGCUGCAGCCUCCUGUCCGUGGCAGCCGAGAAUGGGCAGCAGCUGAGGCCUCCAGCCGCCAGGCCAUGAGCUAUGGGGAGAGGCUAAAGGAACUGUCAGAAAAUGGGGCCCCUGAGGGGGACUGGGGCAAGACCUUCACAGUCCCUGUCGUGGAAGUCACCUCUUCCUUCAACCCGGCUACCUUCCAGUCACUACUGAUUCCCAAGGAUAACCGGCCACUGGAGGUGGGCCUCCUGCGUAAGGUCAAGGAGCUGCUGGCAGAGGUUGAUGCCCGGACGCUGGCCCGGCACGUCACCAAAGUUGACUGCCUGGUUGCUAGGAUACUGGGCGUUACCAAGGAGAUGCAGACCCUAAUGGGAGUCCGCUGGGGCAUGGAGCUGCUCACUCUCCCCCACGGCCGGCAGCUACGACUAGACUUGCUGGAAAGGUUCCACACCAUGUCCAUCAUGCUGGCGGUGGACAUCCUGGGCUGCACCGGCUCAGCUGAGGAGCGGGCCGCGCUUCUGCACAAGACCAUUCAGCUGGCGGCGGAGCUUCGGGGCACCAUGGGCAACAUGUUCAGCUUCGCAGCCGUCAUGGGUGCCCUAGAUAUGGCCCAGAUUGCCCGGCUCGAGCAGACAUGGGUGACCCUGCGGCAGCGACACACAGAGGGCGCCAUCCUCUAUGAGAAGAAGCUCAAGCCGUUUCUCAAGAGCCUCAAUGAGGGCAAAGAAGGCCCCCCGCUGAGCAACACCACGUUUCCCCACGUGCUGCCGCUCAUCACUCUGCUGGAGUGCGACGCGGCCCCAGCCGAGGGCCCCGAGCCCUGGGGCAGCACGGAGCACGGCGUGGAGGUGGUGCUGGCCCACCUGGAGGCCGCCCGCACAGUGGCACACCACGGCAGCCUGUAUCAGACCAACGCCGAGGUCAAGCUGCAGGGGUUCCAGGACCGGCCGGAGCUCCUCGAGGUGUUCAGCACGGAGUUCCAGAUGCGCCUCCUCUGGGGCAGCCAGGGUGCCAGCAGCAGCCAGGCCCGGCGCUACGAGAAGUUUGACAAGGUCCUCACUGCCCUGUCGCACAAGCUGGAACCUGCUGUCCGCUCCAGCGAGCUGUGACACCCCCGCCACGGACCCUUCCCCUCUGCAGCUGCGGGCAGCAAUGGGGCCAGAAGGGCACAGACCUCUCCCCAGAGCACCCCAGGGACACUGUGAUCAGCCUGAGAAUGUUCUGGGUUCAACCCCAGGAUCUCCCUCGUACCGCCAGGGUCUUACGUGGACUCUGGGCUCCAUCCCACCUGCUACUCAUUCACCAAGCUUCCCUUCGGGAAGAACUGGAAUGCCUGGUUCUUCCUCCAGCUUUGGCUUCUCCACUUCCCGCUGAGGUGCCCUGUGUUUGAGCUGCGGGAGGCUUCUCACGCCUCCUCCUGCUUCUCCAGGCAUCUGUCCCCCACGGACACCCAGGCCUCCCUCUGGCUGUAAAUACAUCUGUCUGUUAUGUAAAUAGAUGUACAGAAACCACGUUCUUUCUUUCAUAUAAUAAACUUUUAUGACUUUC